AUGACCACUGGUACUCUGCUGAAAGGCGUGCGCCGGACACUCUCGACUAUGAAGCGUCCAAGAAACAUUCCUUUCAAUGAGAAAGGAGGAUCUACCAAUCAGGAUGGCAGAGGAACGAUACCCAACACACCAACGCAGCAAAGCGGAGGACAAAACCAGGGAGUGGAGGCCUGUAGCCUCAAGCGCCAGACCACAGCCCGACGAGAUAACCACUCUUGUGCAAACUCGGAGGUGCAGGUCCCAGCUAUCAGUGCACUCUAUCGGUCUGAGUUGGAGGAUUCAAGUGACGACACCAACAUUGCCGGAGGAGAGGAAGUGGAAUGUAUAAAUGAGCACUUGCGGGAAUGCUUUUGUCGUCGAUGUGAUGGUGAUUGCCGAAAUUGUUUGCAUAAAGAAGAGGGGAGUUGCUAA
Molecule: messenger RNA, 411 nt
Organism: Aspergillus oryzae RIB40
Lineage: Eukaryota; Fungi; Ascomycota; Eurotiomycetes; Eurotiales; Aspergillaceae
Exons: 1
Coding region: 1-411 (136 amino acids)
Source: RefSeq, a predicted model, not a curated record